UGAUAUGUAACCGAGUCUCGGACUCACUCAGGCUACCCAUCCGCGUUUAGCCAGGAACUUGAAGGAACACCAUAGCAAGUCCCAGAAGACGUUCGCGAUGCACUCGUGGAGUAAUGGAAGCUUUGCUGAACCAAUACAAGCCUGGACCUUACGGCACUUCUAAACUUGAUUGGCACCCAAAUUGUAUACCUUUGGUUGGCAGCUGUUGGUAGGGGUUCGGCCUCGCAAUUGGAAAGAGUUUAUCAAGACACUGCAUUUUGAAUCACGAAUAAAAAAUGGACCCUAAGACUGUGGUGGUGUAUGAAUCGUCGGACGACGGUGAGUACUCAAAUGGCUGGAACGAUUUCAAGAUGCAAGUAGAAGCUUUAGACAACUCGCCGUCUCCAACUCAACCAUUGGCAAAAGUCCUUGGAGAAAAACUUUCUAUUUCGCAGAAGAUAACACUUCAAGCGCCUAGGGCGGAUAUGCGUUUACGAAGACGUGCGUCGCGUGACGAGGAGAUGUGUGAGAUCGAUGAAGUAGCCCAAAGAUUGAUGGAGUCGGACAGUGAUUCCGGGUCGGCACCGUCGACCGAACAAUCUUCACUGUUCUCGAGUCGCACGACCUCAAUGUCAUCCGUUGGAUCCACGGGCCUGAAGCGUGCACCAGACUGCUUGCUGCCUCUUCCACCAGCGAUUAAACGCAAAGUCUCACCAUGCGCACCAGUUGUGAAUCUGCCACAAGGAAAAAAUCGAAAACGCAGGUCCCCCGAGUUCGGUGUCGAAUUAGAUGUCGCCCACAUUGCCCACUGCGAGGAGGCUCAGGUAGUCCUUGAUCGACAUGAACUCGCAUGGGGAACAAUUUUCGAACUAGCGCGAGGUGUCACUCGUGGCAUGUGGACAUUCCAAGACAUGACGGAGCAUCGUCUACGAAAACUCAAAGGUUCAAAUGCUCAAUCUGCCUGGAAAGUCACUACCGUCAUGGCAGACAAAGAACCACCUGCGAUGGGAACGCCUUCAGAACUUUGGCUCGAAUACGAUCGGGAGCAGCUCGCGAUUGUCGAAAACAAAGGUCGCGGUUUGGGAACUAUGGGACAGUGGGAGGGAAAAGACCAUUGGUACGGAGGGAAGAUACAGCAAGUUGCACGUGUCGUGAAAGCUGGAACGUCUUUCAAAUUCGAACUCGAGAAACCAGAGAUUCGGAGAUCGCAUCGCUUUGCUCGGUUCUUGGGGUCUCGGCGCAUCCUCCAAGUCCGCGUGCCAGAUAACCUUACGUAUGAUAAAGUCGGCUCGGCACUUCGGGAAUUCCUGAUAUCAUCCAAAUUUGUAUUGUGUGGCCGCGUCUUCGUACCCUUCCAUGCUAAGGAAGGGAGCAUGUACCUUAUGGAAACGAACCAGAACAUUGAUCGGCAAGCGAACCUCGGCGACGGCGACAGUCACAGAUUGACACUCUACCAGUUUGUGGAGUGGCACAAUCCUCUGGCGUUGAAUUCGAUGCAGCCCAUCAGCAAGUGGUCUACACGAUGGGCGCUUGGCCUGUCAACGUCGGUGCCAACAAUCGAAUUCUCUCCGGAAAACAUAAUCUUCAUUGCUGACCAACAUGCUGUGGACUGUGGCGAGGGAAAGCCCCCGGCUGAAAAAAUCAUGACCGAUGGGUGUGGUUAUAUCAGCGGUGCGGCCUUGACGGCCAUCAUGCGAGUAAUGAAGUAUUCGAGUAGACCGACCGCCGUGCAAGGACGUAUCGCUGGUGCCAAGGGAAUGUGGGUUCUGCACCCAGAUCCCGUGCAUCAGAUCGCCGAUGGACCACCGAAAAUUUGGAUACGUGACUCACAGAAUAAGAUCAAUCUUGGCUCGCUACACAACGUCGAUAGCGCACAUAGGAUUUUCGACCUCCUUGCGCCAUCUCGGGUAACCGGGCCAAGCCGUUUGUCGAGCCAGACGCUCGUCAACUUAGCACAUGGUCGUGUUUCCCUUUCUGUUUUGAAGGAGCUCAUGGCAGAUGGACUUCACGAGGAGGUCCGUCAGCUGACGGAAUGGAGUGGACCGGACAGCAUGCUUAUGGUCUGGCGAGCUGUGGAGCAAGCCGGCCGUGUUGUAACAUCGAGACUGCGGCGGCGCAUUGCUGGCCAGGCACGAGCACUUGGUCUUGGCCAACUCCGACCCAACGAGGAGCCUGCUGCCGGGACUAAUGAUUGUGACGAUGUUGCAGUGAACCCAUCGCUGCAUGACUCGGUUAAUCGGGGACGUAAUCCUUACAGCGGUGAACCGCUGACUCUACACGAGACGGUCCUUGAACUACUGCAGGCCGGUUUUCAUCCUCUUAAGCUUGACCAACUGUUUUCCAAACUUGAGUACGUGGUGACCCAAGUACUCGACGAGUACAUCGAGAAAUUCCACAUCCCGGUCAAGGAGUCUUUGGAAGCAUAUAUCAUACCGGAUCCAUAUGGGGUCCUUGAGGAGGGGCAGAUAUAUUUUCGCUCUUCAGAACUCAUCACCGAUCCCGAAAGCGGAACCCAGAUGGAUAUCGUGACCGGUUCUGUUCUGGUAUGGAGGAAUCCCACAAGACUGCCCUCUGAUGUCCAGAAGGUCACUGCCGUCAGCCACCCAAAAUUGGCUAAUUACUUCGAUGUCAUCGUGUUCCCUGUGAAGGGGGAGCGCUCAUUGGCAAGUUACUUGGGUGGAGGAGAUUAUGAUGGAGAUACGGUCACAUUGGUCUGGUCCAAACGUCUUGUUGAAAGUUUCAAUACCGCUCCGCUGUGUACGGCGCCCGCAAGUUUGAGUGACGACUUUGAGCGAGAAGUUGAACACGUUAAGGAUUUUGACCGACGAGUAUCCAAACUCACUGCAAAGGAGGCUCAAAUCGCGUUCCAGAAGGUCCUUCUUCUUGGACUCGCGGAAACAAAAAUCGGAUUAUAUUCGAAGUUCCAUGAUCUCGCUGUGUAUGAGCGCGGCUAUGCAAGUGCUGCCGCCAUUCGGUUGGCAUACAUGUUUACCACCUGCCUCGAUGCGAGCAAGACGGGGCUGCGGGUUAAACCCCACGUCUUCGAGGCAGAUCGCAAGUUUUGUGGUAAACGCAAGCCCUACUAUAUGGCCGCUCUUGAACAGAACAUCGAGGGUCAAGAGGUAUCGAAACGCAAGGGCUCGACUCCGUACAUCCUGGAUGCCCUUGUUGAUGAGGGCCGUCGCCUCCGUGACGACUUCCUCAAACAUUAUUCUGUCCUCCGGAGUUCUUCCACCAAUACGGCAGACCGCGACCUCGCUUCGCCUUACCUUUCUACGUCUCGUAGGGCAACACAAGCUUCGCACAACGGUUUUCAAAUUCUGCAAGACAACUUAAAUGCUGUCAAAGUUCAUGUCCAGAGAGUACAUGGAGAGUGGCAAGUCGCUGUUGCUCUCCAGAAGAAGGCUUCAGAAGGGAAGGGGUCUCCGGAUCCCAGGACACGAGCGAUCCAAAAGACAGCUCAACACUUUGCGCGGCGACCAGAGGUUUUAUCUUUUUCCGACGAGGAACUCAAAAUCAUCAUGGCAUCCUAUGCGUACAAUCUAAGUGGUGCAUUCGGCUUCUCCGUCGCCUUCGCAGAUCUCUGCGCCAUCAAGGCACGAGUUCAAAGUGGUGUGCUUUUUGCAGAUAGAUUUGCAGAGGUGAUGUGUAUACCUAACAAUGUCUUACGAGCCCUUUCACAAGCACAGGAUGACGCGGAUGAUUGAAAUUUUGCAUCUUUGUCCAUCAUACAUACUUCACAUCUUACACAUACUCCACCAUAUAGCACAUCCUUACAAAUCCU
Suillus discolor is the source of this 3763-nucleotide messenger RNA. Its product is annotated as RNA dependent RNA polymerase-domain-containing protein. Gene Ontology annotation, molecular function: RNA-directed RNA polymerase activity. The coding region runs from base 276 to 3686 and encodes 1136 amino acids. Gene Ontology annotation, cellular component: nuclear RNA-directed RNA polymerase complex. Lineage: Eukaryota; Fungi; Basidiomycota; Agaricomycetes; Boletales; Suillaceae. Gene Ontology annotation, biological process: siRNA processing. The transcript has 16 exons. The record is from RefSeq and is a predicted model, not a curated record.